AUGCAGCCAAAAACACAAAAAAUCUUUUCUCCAACCACCGUCCUAAAAAAUCCUCCAAGUCCAAGCUCCAUUUUUUCCUAUUUUUGUCCAAUCAUCAAUGAAAAUUAUCAGACCAUUAGCGAUGUCGACUCACCUCAAAACCUAGCGAUCCUCAGGCUCCGGAGGAGAGCUUCGAUCCUCCGUUGCCUUUCUCGGGCUUUUGCGGAUGCACCAUCUUUCAAUUCAGGCUCAUCCUUCACCAAUAUUUUUGAGGACAACAUGUCACUAUGAACCCAUUGAACUUGGUGCCCUAUAGGAAGAUGAGAAAUAUAGUGGAAACAUUAAUAGUUUGCGGAGUGAUUGAUAAAUUUGAAAGGGAACUGUAAUUUCAUGGAUACGAGAAGAGAAGGACUUGGGCCUGCAAGCCAGAAGUUUGUGCAGGUUCCAUCGGCUUCUACAAACACCAAUGCUAGGGCACCAGAGGCUACUGGGUCUAGUACUGUUAGGCCUGUCCUGAAUUUCUCAAUUCAGACAGGCGAGGAGUUUGCACUUGAAUUCAUGAGAGAGAGGGCGAUAUCCAAGAACCCAUCAGCUUCAAAUUCAUCUGGAGGUCAAAAUCAUGCCACUGGUUAUAUGGAUUUAAGGGGCAUGUUAGGAAUUUCUCAUGCAGGAUCUGAAAGUGGGUCUGAUGUUUCAAUGCUUAUGAGCGGAGAUAAAUCCCCUUUUAAGGAAAUGGAGAAGAGAAACCUCUCUGAAAUUGAAAACAAAGGACGAUAUGCUUCUUCAAGGUCCGCCCCAAGACCAUCGUUAGGCAUUUCUCAUGGCCAUUCCUCUUCAGGGGCUUCUGAUUCCUCAAAGAAGAUGAAAGUCCUCUGCAGUUUUGGUGGUAAAAUUUUACCCCGACCAAGCGAUUCUAAACUGAGAUAUGUUGGAGGUGAUACACGAAUUAUUCGUAUUAGCAAGGAUAUCUCCUGGCAAGAGCUCAUGCAAAAGACAUUAACUGUAUAUAACCAACCUCACACCAUCAAAUAUCAAUUGCCUGGAGAGGAUCUUGAUGCCUUGGUAUCGGUUUCUUGUGAUGAAGAUCUCCAAAAUAUGAUGGAGGAGUGCAGCUUUCUUGGAGGCGGAGAGGGUUCACAAAAGCUGAGGAUGUUUCUCUUUUCUUCAAGUGAUUUUGAUGAAACCCAUUACGGUUUAGGCAGCACCGAGGGAGAUUCUGAAGUGCAGUAUGUUGUUGCUGUCAAUGGGAUUGAUCAAGCUGUUAGAUCUUCAAGUGAGCAUGGAUUUGCGACCACAUCAGCGAGCAAUAUGGAUCAGUUACUUAAUCUUAAAGUUGAAUUUGACAGAAAUGCUUCAAAUAGAGCUCCAACAGAGUCAGCUGGAAAUCAAACUGCACCCUUUUCUGGCAAUUCUGUACCUCCAACAACAGCAUCAUCACUUCUGCAGGAAAGCUCGUCUAGGGACUGUGAUUCCCAUUUGAACUUGCACAAUAAUGUUCAAAAUGCAAAUAGCAGAAUCUCCAUCCCUGGAUCUGUUCCUUCCGACUAUGGCUAUAGUUCUCAAUAUGCACCUCCUGGAGGAACUUCUGCUCCAUUGCCACCUAAUGAUCUACUAUUUGCAAACCAAGGUUUUACAGAAGGACUACACGGUACCAGAGUUCAUAGUCAAGGGGUGAAGGAAUCAAAAUCAACGGUCGAUAAUUCAACGCAGCAAAAAGGUGGAAGUGGAACCGUCCAAACUUUGGGCAAUGAAUCUACAAAAUCCAUGCAGAAGCAUGAUGAUUCAGUUUCAAAACAUGAGCCUGCAACAGAAACAUCUAAUGUUGAUUCUUAUACCGAUUAUGAUUCUGAAUUUAAUGAAGACGACCAAUAUGCAUCUGGUGGAGUUUUUGAUUCAGGAUUUUCUGACAGUGAUCCAAUUUCGCGUCAUACAAGAGUCUUUCAUUCUGAAAGGAUUCCUCGGGAGCAGGCUGCUUUCAUGAAUCGCUUGUCGAAGUCGGAUGAUUCUAUUGAUCCACAGUAUCUACUACUUCAGUCACAAUCUUGGGCAGCUCGAGAGUCCAUUGCUGAAGGUGCUGAUCCUUUGGAUGAAGGAAAUUUGGUUUCUCAUAGUGGUAAGUCUUCAGCAGCAAAGCCACCUCUUCCUACUACUUCAACCAUUGAGAAUGGCUUAUACCAGUUCGAGAAAAAUAAAGAGUUGGUGAACACAAUCACAAAAGCAAAGAUGGAGUCUGUUUCAGCUCCAGAAGUAUUAGUGGCUGAAAGAACAGAAGGAGCUAUGGUGGAGAGCUCAACCAUUGAUAAAGGAUCUGCGUCUAAGCAGCAAGAAAAUCCAGCUACAAUUCUACCAGAGAUUCAUUGGGAGGAGUUAACCGUCAAGGUUGCUACUGAACAAGCCUCAGAUGGAACCUCUACGCUAGGGAAGAAAGAUACUAUUGUUGAUAUCAAUGAUCGACUUCGUCAUGAUCUACUCACUGAUAUUUUUUCAAAGGCUAGAUUAGCUGAGGAUUCAUCAGGUGUGAUCCCUCUUCGCAAAGAAGAUGCUGGAAUCAGUGUGAACAUGCAGAAUCAUCAACCUAAACGCUGGUCUUUCUUCAGAAAUUUGGCCCAAGCUGAGUUUACACACAAGGGCAUUUCUCUUAUGGAUCAAGAUCACAUCAACUCUUCUCCAUUGAAGAAUGAGGGGUUUGAGUUAGGUCAAAUGGAUUCACAAAUGGAGUUCAAUGAGGAGUUGCAGAAAGAGUUAUCAGGUGCUAUUGUAAAGGGCAAGGGCGGUGAAGGCUUGCAGGUGGAGAAUCCUUAUCCAGUUGCAGGAGAGAACACACUGACAACUGACUCAGCCUAUGAGGAGUUGAAAUUUGCUAUUGGGGAAGCUGGUCAGUCUGUAGUUGAUGCUUCGGUGGGUGACCUAGAUCUCAGUGACUUGCAGACUAUUAAAAAUGAUGAUCUUGAGGAGCUUAAAGAAUUGGGUUCUGGCACAUUUGGAACUGUCUACCAUGGGAAAUGGAGGGGCAGCGAUGUCGCCAUUAAGCGAAUAAAGAAGAGUUGCUUUACAGGCCGUUCAUCUGAGCAAGAGCGACUGACACUUGAGUUUUGGCGUGAGGCUGAGAUUCUUUCAAGGCUUCAUCAUCCAAAUGUGGUUGCUUUCUAUGGGGUUGUACAAGAUGGACCGGGAGGUACAUUAGCAACUGUGACAGAAUAUAUGGUCAAUGGUUCCCUGAGACAUGUUUUACUACGCAAAGACAAGUACCUAGAUCGCCGUAAACGGCUCAUAAUUGCCAUGGAUGCAGCAUUUGGAAUGGAAUAUUUGCAUUCUAAAAACAUUGUACAUUUUGAUUUAAAGUGUGAUAACUUGCUUGUGAACCUUAAAGAUCAGUCACGACCCAUUUGUAAGGUAGGUGAUUUUGGUUUGUCAAAAAUUAAGCGAAAUACCCUGGUUUCUGGUGGUGUGAGGGGGACAUUGCCAUGGAUGGCUCCAGAAUUAUUGCAUGGGAGCAGCAAUAAGGUGUCUGAAAAGGUUGAUGUAUUUUCCUUUGGCAUAGUCAUGUGGGAAAUUCUCACCGGGGAGGAGCCUUAUGCCAAUAUGCAUUAUGGUGCCAUUAUAGGAGGUAUUGUGAAUAAUACACUGAGGCCGCUUGUGCCAGUGUCGUGCGACCCAGAAUGGAGGAGACUGAUGGAGCAGUGUUGGGCUCCCGACCCACAACAGCGGCCUACCUUCACUCAGAUAGCCAGUCGAUUGCGAUCCAUGUCCGUGGCUAUUCAAUCUAAAACAAGCAAGUGAUGCCUACAUUGAGUCCUGUAUUUGUUUGUUGAUCGUAGCAUUUGAGGCUUUGAUUUCUUGUGUGUGUGUGUGUUCAUUGUUAUCGCAUAAUGUGUAUGUAUGUGUGUGUGAUUAAUGUAUAUUACUGAGAGACAGGGAUUUGGUUUCCAUUGUUAAAUGUGUCAAUAAUGUGAAAAUGUUGAUGAGAAGGUGUUAUUUAUGGAAGGAGGUGGUGAUUUAUUUCAGCCAUUUAUAGGGGCUUAGUUA
This is a messenger RNA of Asparagus officinalis (garden asparagus), 4005 nucleotides long. RefSeq lists its product as uncharacterized. Lineage: Eukaryota; Viridiplantae; Streptophyta; Magnoliopsida; Asparagales; Asparagaceae. Gene Ontology annotation, biological process: signal transduction; protein phosphorylation. The coding region runs from base 370 to 3759 and encodes 1129 amino acids. Gene Ontology annotation, molecular function: ATP binding; protein kinase activity; protein binding. The record is from RefSeq and is a predicted model, not a curated record. The transcript has 9 exons. Gene Ontology annotation, cellular component: cytoplasm.